Messenger RNA from Ctenopharyngodon idella (grass carp), 2378 nucleotides. RefSeq names its product interferon-induced GTP-binding protein Mx3-like. Bases 33 to 1994 code for a protein of 653 amino acids. The transcript is spliced from 15 exons. Gene Ontology annotation, biological process: defense response to virus. Gene Ontology annotation, molecular function: microtubule binding; GTPase activity; GTP binding. The record is from RefSeq and is a predicted model, not a curated record. Gene Ontology annotation, cellular component: membrane; nucleus; microtubule. Lineage: Eukaryota; Metazoa; Chordata; Actinopteri; Cypriniformes; Xenocyprididae.
AUAGUGACAGUUCUCAAAAUGAAAGUAAGGAAAUGAAGGGAGAGGUUCACAGUCAUUUAGAGGAGAGCAUUCGUCCAUACAUUGAUCUAAUCGACACUCUGCGGUCAGUUGGCGUUCACAAGGACUUGGCAUUACCGACUAUUGUAGUGAUCGGAGACCAGAGUUCUGGAAAAAGCUCUGUGUUGGAAGCGCUGUCUGGUGUUGCAUUACCAAGAGGAAGCGGAAUUGUCACCAGAUGUCCACUAGAGCUGAGGCUGAAGAAGGUAACAGGUGGAGUCAGGUGGAAGGCUGUUCUAUCCUACCGUAAGAGGAGAAUUGAAUUCGUGGAUUCCUCACUUGUUGCAGGUCCUGUUAAAGCCAGCAAACUGGCAAGUGGAAAGGUAGCAAAUGCAACUUAUGAUGAGAAGAAAUUUGAAUUUGGAGAUCCUUCUUUAGUUGAAGAACAUGUUGCAGCAGCCCAGAAUGAGCUGGCAGGAAAAGGGGUAAGAAUAUGUGAUGACCUCAUCACUUUAGAGGUCAUGUCACCAGAUGUGUGUGACCUCACACUGAUCGAUCUACCUGGAAUUGCCCGAGUCCCAGUAAAAGGACAACCAGAGGAUAUUGGAAACCAGAUCAAACGUCUGAUUAUGAAAUUUAUUGAGAAGCAAGAGACUAUAAACCUGGUAGUGGUGCCUUGUAACACUGACAUUGCAACAACAGAAGCAUUAAAAAUGGCACAAGAAGUAGAUCCUGAGGGCAAAAGAACUGUCGCCAUUUUGACCAAGCCAGAUCUCAUAGACAAGGGAACAGAGAAGAACAUCCUGGACAUUGUCCACAACAAAGUGAUUCCUCUCCGCAAAGGUUACAUCAUGGUGAAGUGUAGAGGACAACAGCAGAUUGAUGAGAAAAUUCCUCUGGAGGAAGCGACAGAAAUAGAGAGAGAUUUCUUCCAAAAUCAUGACUAUUUCAGAGGCCUCUUGAAUGAGGAUAAAGCGACUAUUAAAUGUCUUGCUGUCAAGCUGACUCAGAAUCUUGUUGAUCAUAUCAAAAAAUCACUGCCACAGCUCAAUGAGCAGAUCAAAAAUCGGUUGUGGGACGUGAGGAAUGAGCUCAAGGAGUGUGAGGCUGGACCACCAGAAGAUCUUAAGGGAGCCAAACAAUUCCUCACUGAAACCAUAAAAAGAUUCAAUGAUCAAAUCAACUCCUUAUCAUCAGGAGAAGUGAUGAGUGAGGAAAAUUUGUUUGUCCAGCUCCGGGCUGAAUUCAAGGAGUGGAGUGAUCAUCUUAACAGUACAAAGACAUCCUUUUGCAAUGCAAAAGAGUUGAGCCAGAAUAACAGAGGGAGGGAACUGGUCGGCUUCAGUAGCUACAGACUGUUUGAGAUGAUUUUGCAAAAACAUGUGGCCAAACUUGAGGAGCCAGCCAUUGACUUACUCAAUGCCGUCAAAGAAAUCAUCAUCUCACAAUUCAUUGAUGUGGUGAGUCAGUGUUUCCGGAACUACCCUGUCCUUCACAACAUUACUAAGGACAAAGUUAAGAACAUUCAGUUAACCCAGCAAGAAAAGACAGAGACGAGGAUCAAAGAGCAGUUUGAAAUGGAAAACAUGAUCUACACUCAAGAUCCCAUCUACUUGAAGAUCUUAAAUGAGAUUACAAAUGAGACAUUUUCAGAAGAUCAGUUACCAAUCUUUGACAAAAAGUGCAAGUACAGUCAUAUGCUGGAGGCAUAUUAUGAGAUUGUGGUGCAGCGGAUGGCUGACCAAAUGCCCAUGAUGAUCUCUUUUUUCAUGCUGAAGCAGACUGCUCAGCUCCUGUCUACUGACAUGCUGAGUUUACUGGAAAAGCCAGAUUUACGUGGUUCUGAUGAUGCGCAAAAUUCAGCUGGAGGGCAGGAAGUAAAGAAACUACAGAAAAAAAAACUACAGAAAAAAGGUAAAAAUUUCGAGACACAAAUUUGUAAGUUUUACAGAAUCACAAACUUUCUGAGAAAAAAGUUUGAACUGCAAGAUAUAUAGUUGCUAUUUUGAGAAAUUCAGAAACCUGUAUUGCGAAUAAGAAUUUUUGCAAUUACCUUAACAUCAAUUAAGUUUGAAUAGUAUAGUUCAUUCUGUUGCUUUGUCUAAUGUCUUGUAUGAACAGCACCUGAAAAUGUUCUCUGUUCAGAUAAUGCCUCUUUUACCUCCUCAGAAGAUUUGCUUUUGCUGUCUAAUGAUAGUGGAACAGGCUCAUGAAACAAAUUUUAUUUUUUCCUCACAGACCAUAAAAAGAUUCAGUGACCAAAUCAACUACUUAUCAUCAGGGGAACUGAUGAGUGAGAAAAAAAUGAGGGUUCUGUGAACAUGUGGUUCUGGUGAAAAUUCUGCUGGAGGGCAGGAAGUAAAGAAACAGAAUGGAAGACA